UUCUCUACUACGACAUUAUGUUCUGUUUGGCAGUGGUGCUGGUGGCAACCGUGGCAGCCCUAGGGAGUGCCCAGCUGCCAGACCAGGCCUACCAAGACCCCUACUUUGGAGGCUACCCAGCAGUGUACGCCGGUUAUCCUUCAGGGCAGUAUCAAGAAGCAUACCAGGGCGUGCAGCAGCCUGUCUCACAGCCUCAGCAGUCAACCUUCCCUGGAGUCCAGCAGGGCAUCUACCACGAUCCUGCGACCAGCUUGGGGUUCCCCGCGGCCCUCUCCUUCCCCACCAUCGCUCCUGUCACAUGUGCCCAUCGAUUCCCAGUACCAGGCGCUGGAUGAGUACGGUCAGUACACCUUCGGGUUCACGGGAGGUGACAUAGGGCGUGCAGAGACCCGCGACGCCCAGGGCAACGUUCAAGGCUCAUACGAGUACAUCGACUCUGAUGGGAAUGUCCAGACACAGUAUUACGUCGCAGAUGAGUUUGGUUUCCGUGUCACCGGUAGUAAUCUCCCUCAGGCUGGGGCGCUAGGACACCCCGCAGCCCCAGCCGUCACUGCCUCACCUCCAAGCCUGUCCAGGACACUCCAGAGGUGGCGGCAGCCAAGGAGGCCUUCGUCAGGCCUAUAACGAGGCAGCCAUUGCCGCAGCACAAGCUCCUGAUACUCGCUAAGGGCGUUGUCUCGUGAGUCACUCAGCCUGUAGUAACGUCCCCGAAUCUCCAAGGAUCGUAGAUUAGCAUUUCCCUCCUGGUACAUACGAGACAAUGCAUCUAAAUAUUUAAUUAUAUUUUACAGUCCAGGACCCAGAUUCUGAAAGAUUCUUGCACCCCUUUUCCUAAUAACUCAGGAGAAAAGAGUGUCUCGAAUUACAGCAGAGUGCAAGUAUAGCUUUGAUGGUAUUUUGACUUUCAUCUUGUGUUUCAGCUGAAAUGAGUCAAGUAAAUGCCUUCCCACAUACCCAGAAGAAAAUGGUCGUAUGAACCUUUAAGAGGACGCCUACAAAACCCGGCUGAUGCGGUCUGGCGUCCUCUGUCAGGGAAAAUGUAACGUAGGAAGUUUUAGCCAAGAAGGUAAUUAGACAAGUCUUCUAUUACAACACCUCCAUCUACGACCACACCCUCAGUGACCCUCCCUGCCUCCUCCCCUUCCCGCACAUCCUUCUGCCUCCUCCUCAUCCUCUUCCAUUUAUACCCAUCUGACUCCCCCUACGUCAACUCUCCACCCCCAUUUCUCGCUGCCUAUUUUUUUUUCU
Messenger RNA from Homarus americanus (American lobster), 1248 nucleotides. RefSeq lists its product as uncharacterized. The coding region runs from base 18 to 335 and encodes 105 amino acids. The transcript has 2 exons. NCBI's taxonomy places the organism in Eukaryota, Metazoa, Arthropoda, Malacostraca, Decapoda, Nephropidae. The record is from RefSeq and is a predicted model, not a curated record.